AUGUCGCUUCUCAGCGAGCUGCGGAAGGCGAAGUUGGAGCCCGACAUCAUCUCUUCUACAUUCUACAGUGCUGGGGUCAGCGCGUGCGAGAAGGGCGAGCAGUGGCAUCGGGCCCUGUCGCUGCUCAGCGAGAUGCGGGAGGCGAAGCCGAAGCCCAACGUCAUCUGCUACAACGCUGGAAUCAGCGCGUGCGAGAAAAGCGAUCAGUGGGAAUGGGCUCUAUCCCUGUUCAUUGAAAUGCGGGAAUCUAGGCUGGAGCCCGAUGUAAUCAGCUACGGCGCUGGAAUCAGCGCGUGCGAGAAAGGCGAUGAGUGGCAGCGGGCCCUUUCGCUGCUCAGCGAGAUGCGGGAAGUGAAGGUGGAGCGCAAUGUCAUUUGCUAUAACGCUGGAAUCAGCGCGUGUGAGAAAAGCAAGCAGUGGCAGCAGGCUCUUUCGCUUCUCAUCGAUAUGCGGGAAGCUAGGUUGGAGCCCGAUGUCAUCAGUUACAAUGCAGGGGCCAGCGCGUGCGAGAAAGGGAAGCAGUGGCAGCGGGCUCUGGCGCUGCUCAGCGAGAUGCGGGAUUUUGGGUUGGAGCCCAAUGUCAUCAGCUAUAGCGCUGGGAUCAGGGCCUGCGAGGUCAGUGAGUUGUGGACCAAGGCUCUUGACCUGCUCGAGUCGAUGCUGAGUGCCCGUGUGGACCCUGCUGCUGCCGAUAGCCCGGACUCAGGCCUGUACGUGCACAACGUCGAGGCAGGCGGCCCCAAGGACGUGUUCAAACACCUGGUUCUCGUGGCCCUGCUGCAGCAGAUGGCGGCGGAGGCAGACCCUUUUACCUUUAUUGACAUGCACGCUGCUUCUGGUGUCUACGACCUCAGCUCCGAGGAGCCGCUCCAGUUCCGGAUGGCUGAGAAGGGCGUGCUCCGGCUGUCGCUCGCAAGCGACCGCUGCGGCGAGGGUCUGGUUGCGGACUACCUGGCCGCGGUGUGGAGGUGCAACCAGGCCUUGGGCUCUUCCUCGCGCGCCCUGGCCUUCUACCCAGGGUCGCCUGCGCUGGCGUGGCAGUGGCUGAGGUCACAGGACACCGCCGUGCUCUUCGAGGCCGCCGCCGAGCCCUACGAGGCCCUGAGGCAGAGUUUUUCGUUGUUGGGCCGAGGGCCAGGUUGCCGCCUCGAGCUGCUGCACGACGACUCCUACCUGCGGGUCGCCUCUGGGCCCUGGCCCUGGCCCGGCGGGCGGCAGCUGGUGCUCCUGGACCCGCCGUACGAUUCCCUCCAGUCCCAGAACACGCGGAACGUGUUCGUCCUCCGGCGCCUGCUCCAGAGGUCGCCCUCCAGCUGCGUGGCCCUGUGGUACCCGCUGGUAGACGCGGAGAAGACGGCGGGCCUGCACCGCCGGGUCCAGAGCCUCGAGGUCGGCAGCGUGCUCGUGGCCGAGAUGUGGCUCGGGGGUUCGUGGCCGCGUGGCGAGGCCCUGCAGGGAUCGGGGGUGCUGGUCGUGAACCCGCCCCCUGCCGUCCACGCGCAGCUCCUCGCGGCGCUGCCGGGGCUCCAGGGGGCGCUGCGGGCCGCGGGCUCCCGGGUGCUGUGGCUGUGA
Molecule: messenger RNA, 1572 nt
Organism: Prorocentrum cordatum
Lineage: Eukaryota; Dinophyceae; Prorocentrales; Prorocentraceae
Source: the annotation of a GenBank genome assembly